ACCUAUCAAAGCUUGCAGUCCAGCGCGAAAAGUCCAAGAUUGCCUUCCUUUCCAACAAAUGUGGGAAAGCGUGUGAAUUACGUUUCCCCGGACUAUCAAGUUUGAUGAAAGGUCUGGUCAAGUUAGGAGCGCCUCUCAAUGGAGGCUCCCUGAGGCGGACUGCUUCUGCGGCCUGCGGCUUAGCACGAUGCAGCAACUAUGCAGCCCCUGUCAUGAUGUUGUGUGCCAACACUGUGCGGUAUUCGUCGUCAAAUUCUCGGUGGAAGCAGAGACAGGGCAACGACUUUUUCGCACGCGAGGCGAAGGUCCAGGGCUUGAAGAGCCGGGCUGCUUUCAAGUUACUCGAGAUGGACGCGAAAUACAAAUUCUUCAGAAAAGGACAGACGGUGAUCGACCUCGGUUACGCGCCCGGGUCCUGGUCCCAGGUUGCCCUGGAGCGCACCAAGCCUAACGGCAAGAUCGUGGGCAUCGACCUGAUCCCCGCGCAGCCGCCCAAGGGCGUCUCGACAAUCCAGGGAAACUUUCUGAACCCGGCCGUGCAGAAUCUGGUUAAGGGGUAUCUCCAGGAGUAUGCGCCGAAGAAGCCCUCCCGCAAGGCCAAGAGCGAGGAUGAAAUGGAUGCGCCACCGUUAACGGCCGAGGACUUUGAGGCACUUAUGCUGGGGAAGCCGAGCUAUAUCGAUACCGAAAGAGCUGAAACGGUGGAUCACGACGAGCCGUUGGAGGAUUCAGGGCGAUUGGUGGAUGUGGUAUUAAGCGACAUGUCAGCACCUUGGGUUCAAACCUCCGGCUUUUCCAGUAACACAUUGAGUAACCCGUAUCGUAGGAUGAUGAACACGAGCGGAAUGAGCUUUCGAGAUCAUGCCGGUAGUAUGGACUUGUGCCUUGCCGCGCUACAAUUCGCUAGCGACACGUUGAGAACAGGUGGACACUUUGUGUGUAAAUUCUAUCAAGGAUCCGAAGACAAGGAGAUGGAGUUGAAACUCAAGAAAAUGUUCGGCAGGGUGCAUAGAGAAAAGCCCGAGUCGUCGAGAAAUGAAUCGAGAGAGGCGUUCUUCGUUGCGCUUAGAAGGAAGGGUGAUGUAUUACUAGAGGAUGUCACCAAAUAAUUGUAUAUUUACUGUAUAAAAGUUAUUGUAUAAAAGAAUACAACACCAACGAGCAAGUCA
Truncatella angustata is the source of this 1169-nucleotide messenger RNA. RefSeq names its product FtsJ-like methyltransferase-domain-containing protein. Gene Ontology annotation, biological process: RNA methylation. Bases 105 to 1109 code for a protein of 334 amino acids. Gene Ontology annotation, cellular component: mitochondrion. Gene Ontology annotation, molecular function: rRNA (uridine-2'-O-ribose)-methyltransferase activity. The transcript is spliced from 5 exons. NCBI's taxonomy places the organism in Eukaryota, Fungi, Ascomycota, Sordariomycetes, Amphisphaeriales, Sporocadaceae. The record is from RefSeq and is a predicted model, not a curated record.